AUGUCAGAUAAUUAUUCAGAAGAGCACCCAAGAAAGUUAAUUCCAGAAUUAUGUAAAUUAUUUUAUGGUAACGGAUGGGUAACUGGUACAGGAGGUGGUAUUAGUAUUAAAGAAGGAAAAGAAAUUUAUAUUGCAGCAUCAGGAGUUCAAAAAGAAAGAAUUUUGGGUGAUGAUAUUUUUGUAUAUAAUGAAAAUGAAGAAGAAAUAUCGGCACCACCAUCAGAUAAAAAAUUAAAAGCAAGUCAAUGUACACCACUAUUCUUUAAUGCAUACAGACAUAGAGGAGCUGGUGCUGUAAUUCACACACACAGUCAACAAGCAGUUAUGGUUACUCUUCUCUAUGAAAAAGAAUUUAUUAUUACUCAUCAAGAAAUGAUCAAAGGUGUUAUUUCUGGACAUGGUGAAAAUGCAAAAUUCUUACAAUACUUUGAUAAAUUAGUUAUUCCAAUUAUUGAAAAUACACCACACGAAAGAGAUUUAAAAGAAAGAAUGUAUAGAGCAAUGGAGAAAUAUCCAAAUGCAAAUGCAGUUUUAGUUAGAAGACAUGGUGUUUAUGUUUGGGGUCCAGAUUGGGUUAAAGCUAAAACUCAAUGCGAAUGUUUAGAUUAUUUAUUCGAAAUUGCAGUAAAAAUGAAACAGUUAGGUUUAGAUCCAACUAAAGUACCAGAAGAAAAUAAAGAAUGUUGUUACGAUUGUUAA
Dictyostelium purpureum is the source of this 699-nucleotide messenger RNA. RefSeq names its product class II aldolase/adducin, N-terminal domain-containing protein. The transcript has 2 exons. Gene Ontology annotation, molecular function: metal ion binding; methylthioribulose 1-phosphate dehydratase activity. Bases 1 to 699 code for a protein of 232 amino acids. The record is from RefSeq and is a predicted model, not a curated record. Lineage: Eukaryota; Evosea; Eumycetozoa; Dictyosteliales; Dictyosteliaceae. Gene Ontology annotation, cellular component: cytoplasm.